AACCAAUCGAGAUCAGUGACGAUGAACCGCCACGAGGCCAAAAGCGGAAAAGAGAUACUUCAGAAAUUAUUCAAGAAGUCUCCGAGCAGUAUAGGCUACCUAGUCGCCACACGCAACUCAAUGAGGCCUAAAAGACUCCGUUUAUAUGCGGACAACAAUACUCAUAUGGCACAUUCACCAAACAUCCGAUCUGAUAUUAGUCAACCGAUAGUUGAGGAAUUCCCGGUGCCAUCUUCAGGAGUUGACGAUACUGUCGUCCAGUUAGAUGAAUGGUCGAUUCGUCGAGCAGACUCUGUCAUCAUCAAACCGAAAGCGGUACUGAUGUUCAUUCAUUCGCUCACUGCCAAGUCUAAUGUAUUACAGAAGGAAGAACGAGUCGUCGAUUGUAGACAAAGAUUCAAAGCAGGUGAAUCCAACCGUACCAGGUUCAAAAUUGAUUUAUUCCAGGUAUAUGCAGGGCAACCGUCUGGUGCAGUUUUGCUAAGCUGCCUAUAG
Acaulospora colombiana is the source of this 495-nucleotide messenger RNA. The record is from the annotation of a GenBank genome assembly. NCBI's taxonomy places the organism in Eukaryota, Fungi, Glomeromycota, Glomeromycetes, Diversisporales, Acaulosporaceae.